Pocillopora meandrina is the source of this 6627-nucleotide messenger RNA. The record is from the annotation of a GenBank genome assembly. NCBI's taxonomy places the organism in Eukaryota, Metazoa, Cnidaria, Anthozoa, Scleractinia, Pocilloporidae.
AUGGAGAAGAGAGAUAUUGGUAAGCACUUGGUUGUGAACAAGAAUUCCAUCGCAGAACCAUUAGUGUUUGAUACACAAUGGGAAAACGAUGGCGCAACAAACAGCGAAGACAGAAACUUCGAGGCAUUCGGAGACUUGGCUGAUAAUCACGAUCAAAAAUUGUAUCAGUUCCAUAAACUGACGGCCUGGGAAGAACGUUGUCUUGAGUUCUUCAGCGAAGUUGCAUUACCUUUGCGCCCGAAACGACUACUAAGUUUUCCUGUCAUAAGCAACGACAUGAAUGGGGAAAAGAGUUACGUAAUCGAAAGUUUGGGCUCAUUUUCGUCCACCGCAGGGUGCGUGAACUAUGAAACGGAAUAUAGUGCAACAAUGAAUGGUACAAUUGAGGAGAGGAACAAUUUACUUUCACAGACAAAGUUUAAAAAUCAGCAGAGUGAGGAGAAGAAGUCAAAGCCAACAAGGACAUCAGCUUUACCGCCUCUGGUAGAAGGUAAAUACAGUAACUGUCCUUCGACAGAGAUUGGACAGUAUUCUGUUGGAGAAUUUUCAGGGAGGAAGAAGGAGUUUGAUGUCCCAGCCCUAGUCUUAUCUCAGGCGGAAGAUGAGUUCAAAGAUAAAGCGAGUUUAAAACUUCCUAAGAUAGAAUCAGCUGCUCGUCUGGAAUCUGGUCAUCUUCAUAUACCGGCAUUAUCUGCGCCAGAAACGCCUAACAGACUGGCUGUCCCCGGCUUCAUUGAACCUUUCAAGUCAUUCAGAUCUCCUGUACUACCGCUGUUAGAAGAUAAGAACUCAAGAAUGGGUUCCUUUCGGUUACCGCUUUUAGGAACACGAGAUGCUGUGUCAAGAAUAUGUGAUAAGAAUGAAAAAGAACCCAACACAAAGAAUCUCUCGUCUUAAAUUGGGUUCUGACCGAUUGGUAGAAACACGCUUUUUAAAUUGCAAACCAUCAAUGUAACCGAAUCUGGUAAUUGUAAAUAGCUCGCCGAAGAUCUUGAUUUGAAAUUGCCAUAAUGGGGGGGGGGGGGGGGCUUUGGUUCUGGACCAGUCUGCGAAGUAUGGCAGAUGCACGCACGAAUUCUUUUUAAAACGUUGAUGGUAGAAUCGUUGCAUUGCAAGGGCGUGAGAUCUUGUCGCGUUCUGCCUAAUAACUCUGCAGGCUGGGUUACGUUUUAGGGUUAAAUUCGGGACAGGUGAAAAAUAACAAACGCAUAACUAGCCGCAGCUAAAAGCAGGAAUAUAACUUCUAACAAUGGUUUUUCGUUCACAACACAAUUUCUUCGUCCCGUCUUUCGCCUUUCGUCUUAUUAUUUCUUCUUUUGAGAGUCCGCUUUGACAAAAAAAAAAUCUGCAAUCUAUUUGUUAUCAUUUUCAAUUUGUAGGCUAGUUAUCAUCACAUUCAUUGUGUAAUUAGUUUAAAAGAUAUAUCAGUAAAAAAAAAUAUACCACAGCCACAUUAAGCGUAAAGUUUUCGUAGUCUAUAGUUGAAGUAAAUAAAACUGGCUGCUCCAAUGCUCUUUCCACUGUUGUCGGGUCUGAAAGAGUUUUCAGGUUCAAGCCAGAGAGGAUAAUAUUCACAGAAGCCUGGUUUUGCACAUACUGUGUUCGCAGAAGACUUUUCAUCUCUCAAGCCAGCAAAACAUUAACAUUUUUAAACAGUCGAAUUUGUUCAUUCCAUUGCCGGACUUCAAUUUUGCAAACAUUCAGGUGGGUUUAAUUUGAAUAGGUUUGCUAGAAUUUGAAAAUAGCUUACCGGCCUAAUCAUUUCCAGUUCCCAUCUAUGGAGAAGCUCCAUCUUUCUGUAAAUAAACCCCACAAAACUCAUGAUUCUUCUAAUUGCUCUGACAAAAGGCUGCCGCUCAAAAUGUCAGCUUUACAAACUCUCUUUGGUGGCCAGUUUUCAUUAUCAACUCAGCUGACAAAACCAAAUUACCUUGUUACACCCCACACCAACCCAGCACCGCCGUAUUCGUUCCAAGCUUUCUUCAGAAUAACAAACACGGCAUCCCGCUAAUAACAUGAACCUUCGAAGAAGCGGCUAAGCUUAAAACACUUCAUCAUCAAAGAAAAUCAGAGAUUUCAGAUCAUUCCUUAAAAAAAUACUGCACCAAACGCACGGUGAAAUGGCGAAAAGUUUGUAAUACGUCACGAAAAUUCUUGCACGUGAUUAGCUGAUGAAAGUGACUACCGUUCCCAUACUUCGAGGAAAAACUGAAAGCCUCGUGAUGUAAGGGCAAAGAAUCUGUUGAUUUUGAUUAGUUGGAAAAUUCAUUGAAGAAAAUAUCUUGAAAAGGCAUAAAAGUGGGGGUAGCAAAAAGGGAGGGGAAAUCCAAAUCUCUGUUCUUGAAUACAAGUUUCGGGAAAAUAUUGAGGCUUUCACGAACUGAAAGAAAAACUUCACGGGUCUCGUAUAUUUCAGGAGGUAUGUCACGCCUCACGCUGGUUCAUGAAUUUGAGAAUCGCGCUUGCCUUCUGUAAAAUUCACGCUUCAUAUAUUGAUUUUGGCCUUAGUCAUGCUUCACGUAUAAUUCCUUUGUCACCCGCAAAAGCAUAUUACAAGGUGGCUGUAGAUCAAGCAGAAUUUGUUACGUGAAUAUGGCGAUCCUCUUUUUUUUCACCGUUUAUUGUCGUCUGACCGACCCAAAUUUUUGGCAUUUUCCAAAAAAAAAAAAAAAAAAAAAAAGUAACGACGUUGUUAGACUAUUUUUCACUUUAAAUGAUUCUUUUAAUCUGAAGGACGAGCAUAGUAACAGCAUAGAGAAAAACAGGAACAAAAACUGGGACAUUUUUUUACAGUAUAUUGUGCGUUUUGUCAAUCCAAGUACGUAAAUACUUACUUUUUAACGCCGCAAUGUUUGAUAUAUCCAGGACUUCCUUUUCAAGCAGUUACUGGAAAGUGAGGGAUGCUGGUAUGUCGCAUAGGAGUUUUGGUGGUUGAUCCUUUUCCCACGUUGUCCUAAUUUUACAAUAAUAUCAACUAACGUUCCCGCCUUAUCGAUUCUGGGUUAUGUCUCCGGGCUCCACAGCAAUAAUGCUGGGGUACCAGGCUUCCUAUCCAGAGAAUUCCUGUGAAUUGUUUUUUUUUUUAGGUUUCCUUUUUCAAUCCGACCGACCGACCCAAUAUCAGGAAACGCAUUCAACGCUGGACGGAAAAAAAGCGAAUGGCCCAUAAAGGAUAAAAAGCGAAAAAAGGGAGAUAUUGGCCAGAUGCGGACCGGGGGAACUGCGUGCGAGGCUAGCCCCAGCCCGCACUCGCCCAAAAACAAUAACCUGUCCGUGCGAUUUUACUCUCUCAAUAUUGAUUCUGACUGAGGCAAAGAGUAAAACAUAUCGUUUUGCAGGAAUACUUCCCACCGGCGUUUCCCUAUGUUAUAGGUUACCCGUGAGAUUAAACAGCACCCACCCGGGACGUAUUCCGCCUAGCCGGAGAUUAACCAGGAUUCGUGCACGUUUCGUGCGCGCAAUGGACUUAACAAGUUUCUCGAGACGACGAGUCGUGUUAAUUAAUCCCCUUGGAAGAUAAUCCGAGAAACGAAAAGUGCCUUUUUACUAAAAAAAAACCAAGUGAAAUACAAAAACGUCCCACUUUUGAUUUCACUAUCGGUUUUCUUACAACAGUCUUCUCAGGUCAACUCACGACGGAGUCGAAAGCAACGUGCAAAUUAAACGAAGGCUCUUCGCUUAAUUCGGGAAUAAGUUUUGAACUAAUAAGAAGUGACAAAUGUACAAAACACCUUUAAAAAGAAUCUUUUUAUUCUUGGCUUUUAAUGUUUACAUGCCGUAAUUAGGAAGGUAAUACCAUGUCUAUUGAAUAGACUAUUAUUCUCGGGAUUAAGAUAUUUAACUGUUCAGCCAAGCCAUCAUCUUUUGUUUUAUGAGUUUUAUUAUGUGAAGCAUUGAAGAUUAAGUGAAAGUAUCCGUUGAACUUAAAAUUUUUAUGUGUUAAACCUUCUAAAACCCUGAUGUCGUGUAGACAGAUUAACUUCAUUGUUGUAUGGAAAUUUUUCCAAUGAAGAUAAUUUUCCUUCAUUCGCUGACCUUUUUAUCACUACGCAGCCGUAUAAGUCUCACGUCAAAUAAUUGUGCUGGAGUGUUAGUAGACAAGAUAAGCAUCAGAUUUAUAGCCAACGGUAAAAGGUGGACUUCUCAUUGUCUGCUUUCUGUUGUUUGCGUAUAAAAACGGGAUUAUUUUUGUGGCUGUGAGCGAUAGAUUCUUAGCUACUUUUUCUUCAGGGCUGAUUUGAGAAUUAUCCUGAGAAGCUCACUGUUUGCCUUAGAUGCCUUGCUUAACUCUUUAUCUCCCGUGAAUUACCAAGAGAGAAUUUCUGCUUACAACAUCAACACAAAAUCAAGCUGACAAGUGAAGUCCAUUGAAGGGAAUAACUAAAAACAUAAGUUAGUGGAUUAUCGGUUGAUAAAAUACCAAAUUCUCUGAAGUAGUGCCUUGAUAAUUGUAUGGCAGACAGAAAGGAGAAUUUUAUUCUCUUAUUGAUAUUUUUCUUUUUUCUCAUCACUUGUCUGCUUGAUAUUGUAUUUAUAUUGUGAGGAGAAAUUCUGUCUUGGUCACUCAUGGGUUGCUUCGAUGAUAACAAUACUCGUUGCAGAUCAGCAACCCGCUGAAACAGGUAAAUUGGAUUACUGGAUUUAUAUUUCAUCUGCAUUGACUGGUUUUUACUCAAAAUUCACUGUGAAAACUUAAACUUUGCCGACGCUUUCUUCUCCGCUUUUUCGUCUAAAAGCCGAGAAAUGAAAGAAGGAAAAAUUGAAAGAAUUAAAAAGGCAGCAAUUACCCAAAAAGAGAACAAAAAAAUUAAUCAGUAUCUCAUUUUUUCUUGUUAAGAUACGUGGGAAAAGACUUCUUAUUGCUUUUUGUAAAGACUUGUCAAUAAUGUGCUGAACUCAUUUUCUAUUAAAAAAUUCUAUUCAGUGUUUGAAAAUUGCAUCAUCCCUUCAGUUCACCGAUUUCUAUAAAUAAGCUUGUAGAUUCAAAAAUCAACUUUUUUCCUUUUUACGGACGGAAAGAACGUGUUUUGCCAAGAGAAAAUAGGGGAAGAAGAGUAAACGGUGUCCCACCAUUUUUUUCUUGAUUUUGCACAACGUCAAGACCGAUGGAAGCUUUGUCAGACUCUCGCCUAAACUUUGGCACAUUGCAGUCAUAGUUCGUCUCAAAAGCAAAAAUAUCAUAGCCCUUAGCAUAGGCGCUGACGGGAUUGCGUGGAAGCAGGUAUUUAGUUGUGACGUUACCAACUGACACAAAUGCUGCCUAACUGCGUCAUUCAGAACAGUAACGGAAUAUGCGAGAAACAGCUUUCAAUUGCCCUAUGCUGUUUAAAAGGCCAAAAACGGGUUAGAUAAAUAACAAACGUUUCUGGAGCAUAACUACAUAUCCUAAUGAGUGUUUUUUUUCCUCGGGUAUUCGAGUAAAAGAAUAAUGUUUUCAGUAACGAGAUAUUGCAAACAUGCGCUUUGCUUUGUUAGUUUUAUCAGAAUUCAUAAUUCACUGCAUUUCCAUGGAAACUCGGACACACUGUUGCGGUUUAUCUUUACUUUCGAAUUUAAAUUGCAUUUUAACAAAAUUUGAAUUUGCUUCCAACCGUCUUUCAUUUGAAGCAAAUUAAAAAUUAAACGUAACACAGUUAAUUGUAUUCGGAAAUUCGCGGUUGCUUCAAUCAAUUCGCGGAUUGUUGCGGUUGCCCGAACAAGUUAAAAGCUUUAAUAAAGGAAGCCGUAUAGCAGUUAACAGCUUUGAAGGAAGCAAAAUUCCUUGAUAUUGCCUUUUGUCACGUCCAGGAAUAAAUAUCCGAAUUUUUGAUGAGUUCAUUGUAAAUAAAUUUAUAUUCUUUAAUUUAUCUUUGCCUUAUCUGUUUGGGGCUUAGAAUUAUCUAGAGCUUUUGAUGUAUGAAUGAAAAGUUUAUAUAUUUAAUAUCAGCAUGGAUGGCAUAUUUGUUCUGUAUUCUGACGCAUGUAUGGUGUUUUUCGAAGCACCCAUUUCCAUACUUGACAAUACGAUCAAAGACCUGUCACUCAUCCUCUCCAGAUGAAAAUUAAAAUUAACAAGUCAGUUCUAAGAGGAUACAGACCCAGUUUUGUCACCGCAAUAAGCAAAAUUCUCAGGAAAUGACCACCACGGCCAUUGAGAGAGAAGCAAAUCUUCGAGCUCAAAAGAAAAAGAUUCUGCAGCGGUUGAAACAUUCAUCUGCCACAACUGAAAUUACAGACGGUAGUGUGGUAUCAGCCGGUAAAGAUACACCUAGUUUAUUUGAUCAAGAGGAGCUACUGAAUUUAAGACGUCACCAUCGUAUUGGAAAAGGAGAAGAUACUAAAGUCGCGUGCCGGGAGAAGGUGAAUGAAAAUUUAAAAAGCCGGUUGCCUACCGUUUACAAGACUUGUAGGGAAGUUGAUAAAUCCAAGCCGAGUAAAAUCCCUAGAUAUGUCCAGGGAAAUAAGAGUAUUUUUUCAUCGAGGACACGACGACAAUAUUCCGAAGAAGCAGCUGAAGUUUGUGACAGGGAAGAAGCGGAAAAGGAAACGAUAGACAUCUCGAUUGUUGUUGAUACUACAGAACCAGAACAAUCCACCCCUCAUCGCCGUCGGCGCCUUCGCAAUAUCAUCGGAAAAAGACCGAAAUAA